UGUCGCCGAGCAGCGGCCCGGUGUACCGUCGAGACCCGGACCAGCGCAGCUCAACCCUGCAAACUGCCGCCCCGCCGGGCCCCGUGGGAAGGGACCCCCCAAGAGACCCCGCGAGGGGUCCCCCACCCGACUGCAACGCCGGAGUCCAGCCCCAAACCCUGCACCCCACCCCCACCAACGGACAGCAGGUCUCCACUGCAGACGUAAGAGUUGGACCGAUGAGACUGACACAGGAUCCCAUUCAGGUUUUGCUGAUCUUCGCCAAGGAAGACAAUCAGAGUGAUGGGUUCUGGUGGGCGUGCGACAAAGCCGGCUAUUGGUGCAAUAUUGCUCGGACCCCAGAGUCAGCCCUGGAAUGUUUCCUGGAUAAGCACCAUGAAAUAAUCGUAAUCGAUCACCGCCACACCCGGCACUUUGAUGCAGAAGCUGUCUGCAGGUCCAUCCGUGCCACGAACCCAUCAGAGCACACGGUGAUCCUGGCGGUCGUCUCACCACCGUCAGGGGACCAAGAAGAGUCAUCUGUCCUUCCUCUUCUGCACGCAGGCUUCAACCGGAGAUUCAUGGAGAAUAGCAGUGUCAUUGCAUGCUACAAUGAGCUGAUUCAGAUAGAACACGGGGAAGUCCGAUCACAUUUCAAAUUGCGAGCUUGUAACUCAGUAUUUACAGCGUUAGACCACUGCCAUGAAGCCAUCGAAAUCACAAGCGAUGACCACAUCAUUCAGUAUGUUAACCCAGCGUUCGAGCGGAUGAUGGGCUACCACAAAGGGGAGCUCAUAGGAAAAGAACUCACCGAGCUGCCCAAGAGCGAUAAAAACCAUGCAGACCUCCUGGAUACCAUCAAUACCUGUAUCCAAAAGGGAAAGGAGUGGCAAGGAAUUUACUAUGCAAGAAGAAAAUCAGGAGACAGCAUUCAGCAGCAUGUGAAGAUAACACCGGUGAUUGGGCAAGGAGGGAAAAUAAGACAUUUUGUGUCCCUCAAGAAAUUGUGCUGCACCGGUGACAACAAAAAGCAGAUCCACAAGAUCCGUCGUGAUUCAGCAGACAACUCCACGUCAGAGUCACACUCAUUCCGUUACAAGAACAGGAGGAAAGAGUCGAUUGACGUCAAAUCGAUAACGUCUCGGAGCAGCGACGCCCCCAGCUUGCAGCACCGCCGGCAUCCGUCCGUGGCGAGGAUCCACUCCAUGACCAUUGAGGCUCCGAUCACGAAGGUCAUCAACAUCAUCAACGCUGCCCAAGAGAACAGCCCCGGCACGGUUGCCGAGGCCUUGGACCGAGUGCUGGAGAUCCUGCGGACCGCUGAGCUCUACUCCCCACAGCUGGGCGCCCGGGGCCAGGACCCGCAUGCCAGCGAUCUCGUCGGAGGCCUGAUGACCGAUGGCUUGAGAAGGCUCUCGGGGAAUGAGUACGUGUUCUCCAAGAACGUGCACCACAGUCACAACCACCUCUCCCUGCCGGUCGCUGUCAACGACGCCCCACCGCACAUCGCUCAGCUGCUCGCCCACGAGGAGAGCUGGGACUUCAACAUCUUUGAGUUGGAAGCGGUGACCCAUAGACGGCCGCUGGUGUAUCUAGGCUUGAAGGUCUUCGGCCGGUUUGGCGUGUGCGAGUUCUUGAACUGUUCAGAAGCCACACUCCGGGCCUGGCUGCAGGUGAUGGAAGCCAAUUACCACACCUCCAAUGCCUAUCACAACUCUACCCACGCUGCCGACGUGCUGCACGCCACUGCCUUCUUCCUGGGCAAGGAGAGAGUGAAGGGCAGCCUGGACCAGCUGGACGAGGUCGCUGCGCUGAUCGCCGCCACCGUCCACGAUGUGGAUCACCCUGGCCGCACCAAUAGCUUCCUGUGCAACGCGGGCAGCGAGUUGGCCGUGCUGUACAACGACACGGCCGUGCUAGAGAGCCACCACUCAGCCCUGGCCUUCCAGCUCACCACUAAGGACAGCAAGUGCAACAUCUUCAAGAACAUCGACAGGAAUCACUACCGGACGCUGCGCCAGGCCAUCAUCGACAUGGUGUUGGCCACCGAGAUGACCAAGCACUUUGAGCACGUGAGCAAGUUUGUGAACAGCAUCAACAAGCCCCCAGCUGCCGACGAGACCAACACCAAUAGUGAGGGCAGCAACUGUGAGUGUCCGUCCAGUAGCCGGAACUUCCCUGAGACCCAAAUCCUGAUCAAGCGCAUGAUGAUCAAGUGCGCGGACGUGGCCAACCCCUGCCGGCCUCUGGAGCUCUGCAUCGAGUGGGCCGGCAGGAUCUCAGAGGAGUACUUCGCCCAGACAGAUGAAGAGAAGAGGCAAGGGUUGCCAGUUGUCAUGCCAGUUUUCGACCGCAAGACGUGCAGCAUCCCCAAGUCGCAGAUCUCCUUCAUCGACUACUUCAUAACGGACAUGUUUGAUGCGUGGGACGCCUUUGCACACCUGCCAGCCUUGAUGCAACACUUGGCCGAUAACUACAAACACUGGAAAACGCUAGACGAGUUAAAGUGCAAGAGCCUCAGGCUCCCGUCUGAUGACUGAUGCCGAGGCCCAGGACUCCUCAACUUCCCCGUGAACCCCAUCAGAGUAUAAAGGAGAGAGACAGACACUGCACGUAACACGGAGCUUACAACCGUAGGUCACUCUGUUUAAUGUGCUCGCCUGGGAUUGCCUCCGGCUGCCAAUAGGACAUUUCCAGGAGGCUACGUACUCUGAGGAGAAAUAAAUGUUCUACUGGACAAUCAUUUUGUGGCAGAGCACAUACUUGGCAGGCUCAUCUGCCAUGUUCUCACCUGGCAUGACCAGGCCCCCUUUCACUGCCAGGGAACAUCUGAGACUGGGGAGUGGUGGGGAGGGGGAAAAUCACUGUAUACAAAAACUUGUAUGAGGCUGGAGAACCCCAGCAUAGUUUAGCCAACAUUGAAGUAACUUUCUUGUGUGCUAGUCCCUUCCCCCUCAGCUGCUGGGCUUCCUUUAAAGUGCUCCUUGGAUUGAAUAGCUCUAUGGCAAAGCUUCAUGGAAAUAAGGCCACCUCACCCAAAAACCCCAGGAAGAUUGGGGGAGGGAGGGUGCGUGAGGUUCCUGUUUUCUGACCUCCAAAGGAAGCCAUGGUAUGGCACUGAGUAUAUCUGACAAAAAGCCAUUUCAACCUGGAUGUCUAAUCAACUUUUUUUUAAACAAGAGAUUUUUGUAUGCUAUCACUAUUUUAAGGAUUUUAUUACAUCGAUCUACUUACACUUCCCAGGUCCACGACCACGCUGCAGUGUGUUUAUGCAAGAGGCCGUACGUACCUAUGAACUUGUGUAUUUUCUUUGAAACAGGUCUCGAGGUUCAGAUGCUUUUUGCCCACGCACUCUGGACAUAGCUAUUUUUGCUUUCAAUGAUGUAAAAAUAGUACAAAAUGUGUAAAUAUUCUAAAGACUGAGCUUUUGGGGUGCAGUUUUAAAGUAUAAAAUGUAUGCUUAAAAAGCUUCCAAAGCAUAGAUCCAUAUUUUUAUACAUUUCAGUCAGCCUACUGUACACAACACUAAUUUGGACUGUAGUUCCUCUUUCCCCUUUUACCAUUCUGUCUUGAAAUCCCAGCCCUAGAACUGCAUCUGAUGUUUCUUUUUUAAGCCCUGUGCAUUCCCAGGUACCUAUUUUGAGAGACUGAAGAUCGCAGCUACACAAGCUGGGUGGUAGCAUGCUGUUGUGUAAGACUGAACACCACCAAGGCAAAAGAAGUAGGGCUGGCACAGAUUUUGUACUCUAAUCACAAGUAUUCCCCGGGGACAAGGGAAAAAAGGUCAAUAACUGACAUCAUCAUCAUCAUCAUCAAUCGUAUUUAUUGAGCGCUUACUGUGUGCAGAGCACUGUACUAAGCGCUUGGGAAGUACAGGUUGGCAACAUCUAGAGACAGUCCCCGUGCCAACAUCUUUUCUAUGUUUUGUACCAACAAAUGGAAACAUUCAUGAAUUUUCCACGCAAAGAAAUGUACAUAAGCUCUAUUUUUGUUAGGAUUGUAAUAGAACUGAGUUGGCUUUGUAUCCUAUUGCCGCAUUGUAUAUAUUUGGAAAAAAUGGUUUGAUUGUAAAGAGGCUGUAACUAUUGUUCCUAGGCCUGAGCCCCUCUCUCAACAGCUACUUUGAUUGGACCUAUUUUGACGUAAAUGCUUUUCUGAUUUUAA
Molecule: messenger RNA, 4143 nt
Organism: Tachyglossus aculeatus (Australian echidna)
Lineage: Eukaryota; Metazoa; Chordata; Mammalia; Monotremata; Tachyglossidae
Gene: PDE8B
Product: phosphodiesterase 8B
Exons: 22
Coding region: 219-2519 (766 amino acids)
Biological process (GO): signal transduction
Molecular function (GO): 3',5'-cyclic-AMP phosphodiesterase activity
Source: RefSeq, a predicted model, not a curated record